UCCGCUGAAUAAGAACAGGGCUUUGGUUUGGUAUCUUGGGUACUCGUUAGACUUGAAGUGGGUACUGAAAAUUUCAGUAAAGUUGUCAACUUUUUGCUGAUUAGGAAAUGGUUUCUUAGCUCUCUUCUGAGUUAUGCUGAAAGAGUAAGCUUUCUCUGUUCUGUGUUGAAUUUGGAGGUGUAGAUUGUUGCGUUUUGCUAUUUACUGUAUAAUCAUGGAAUAUGUCUGGUUGAGUCCUGUCUCCAUCACUGCUACAUUGAAUCGAUUGGAUUGUGGAUGUUAUUCAAUUGAAAAGAGAAGUUGUGUUUGGAGAACUUGUCAUUGGUCUUUGAGUCACUCAUUGGACUUUGGAUUGACCAUGAAACCGAAACAAAGGCGUCUAGGUGUAAAAAUGGAGUCUUUUUCUAUGGCAACACCAAGAAUGCGAUUGAGGAUGGUGAGUAGUGAAUUAGACAGAUCUUUCAAUGGUGAAGAUGUGGUUUUUGGUUCUGAAUUGGAGCCUGGACAUGGAUUGAGAGAAAGAGGGGAAAAUGGGUUAGAAGAGAAGCCUGUAGUGUAUAGGAAUAGGAUACAUUUUCUGGAGGAAAGGAACGAAGAGAUGUUAUCGAGGAGACUUCUGAAACUUAGCAGGUUGGAUAAAGUUAGAAGCGCAUUGGAGUUGUUUGAUUCUAUGAGAUUCAUGGGUUUACAACCCAGUGCUCAUUCGUGUAACUCUUUUCUCUCCUGCCUUUUGAGGAAUGGAGAUAUUCAGAAAGCCUUUACCGUCUUUGAGUUCAUGAGGAAAAAGGAGAAUGUCACAGGGCACACGUAUAGCUUGAUGUUGAAAGCUCUUGCAGAGGUUAAGGGUUGUGAUUCUGCGCUAAGAAUGUUUAGAGAACUAGAAAGGGAUCCGAAACAUAAGAGUUGUUUUGAUGUGAUCCUGUAUAACACCGCCAUUUCUCUAUGUGGUCGGAUAAAUAAUGUGUAUGAGGCGGAGAGAAUAUGGAGAGUUAUGAAAGGUGAUGGUCAAAUUGGAACUGAGAUUACAUAUUCUCUGCUUGUUAGCAUUUUUGUUCGGUGCGGGAGAAGCGAAUUGGCCCUUGAUGCAUAUGAAGAGAUGGUUAACAGCAACAUAUCUCCGAGAGAGGAUGCAAUGUGUGCGAUGAUAAGUGCGUGUACGAAGGAGGAAAAUUGGGAUCUGGCGUUAAAGAUAUUCCAAAGUAUGUUAAAGAAACGGAUGAAGCCUAAUCUUGUAGCGUGCAAUACAUUGAUAAAUUCGCUGGGAAAGGCGGGCAAAGUCGGAUUGGUGUUUAGGGUUUACAGUGUUGCAAAAUCUUUGGGGCAUAAAGCCGACGAGUACACAUGGAAUUCACUGCUCACGGCUUUAUACAAAGCAAACCGCUAUGAAGAUGUUCUUCAGCUGUUUGAUAUGGUACGAAGCGAAAACCUGUGUUGUCUGAAUGAAUAUUUGUACAACACAGCUAUGGUGUCAUGCCAAAAGCUUGGUUACUGGGAGAAAGCUGUGAAGCUUUUGUAUGAAAUGGAAGGUUCCGGGUUAACAGUUUCAACUUCAUCAUAUAAUCUGGUGAUAAGCGCCUGCGAAAAAUCAAGGAAGUCGAAAGUUGCAUUGCUAGUAUAUGAGCACAUGACUCAAAUGAAUUGUAAGCCAAACACUUUUACUUAUCUGUCGCUUGUAAGGAGUUGUAUUUGGGGUUCUCUUUGGGACGAGGUUGAAGAUAUCUUAGAGAAAGUGGAACCCGAUGUGUCCCUUUACAACGCAGCUAUACAUGGGAUGUGUCUAAGACGCGAGUUCAAGAUUGCAAAAGAGUUGUAUCUCAAAAUGAGAGAGAUGGGUUUAGAACCGGAUGGCAAAACCCGAGCUAUGAUGUUACAGAACUUAAAGAAACACCGAAAAUAAGGACCACUACAGUCACUGUAAUAAAGCAACAAUCUUCCCGCCAAGAAAAACAAAAGCUGCUUCUUACACAACUAAAUCACUCUUCUAUGUU
This is a messenger RNA of Capsella rubella, 1988 nucleotides long. RefSeq names its product pentatricopeptide repeat-containing protein At3g29290. Lineage: Eukaryota; Viridiplantae; Streptophyta; Magnoliopsida; Brassicales; Brassicaceae. Gene Ontology annotation, molecular function: protein binding. Bases 215 to 1897 code for a protein of 560 amino acids. The transcript has 3 exons. The record is from RefSeq and is a predicted model, not a curated record.